Molecule: messenger RNA, 1071 nt
Organism: Triticum turgidum subsp. durum (durum wheat)
Lineage: Eukaryota; Viridiplantae; Streptophyta; Magnoliopsida; Poales; Poaceae
Source: the annotation of a GenBank genome assembly
AUGGAGUACAGAAGAGUGAAGGAUCAGGAGAGUUAUGACGCCAUAUCUCAGAAGGACAUAGAAAGCCCUGAUGGGAGGUCUCUUUCUAGCACUGCAGCAACUUCCCCCCUUGGCACCGCAGGAGGUUCGAAGGGCAAGAAUAGUUGGAAGCAAAAGUCUAUUGUAACAAUUGCGUUGACAUUACUAACAAGUUCCCAGGCAAUACUGAUUGUGUGGUCAAAAAGAGCUGGAAAGUAUGAAUAUAGUGUCACAACAGCAAACUUUUCGGUGGAAGCUUUAAAAUGUCUAUUAUCACUUCUAGCCCUGUACAGAACAUGGAACAGUCAAGGUGUUACAGAAGAUAAUAGGUUAAGUACAUCAUUUGACGAAGUUAGUGUUUAUCCUAUCCCUGCCGCACUUUACAUGGUAAAGAAUCUAUUGCAGUAUUACAUCUUCGCCUAUGUGGAUGCACCAGCUUACCAGAUCCUGAAGAACCUGAAUAUUAUCAGCACUGGUGUCUUAUACCGUAUCAUUUUAAAGAAAAAAUUAAGUGAAAUUCAGUGGGCUGCAUUUAUUCUCUUAUGUGCUGGCUGCACUACGGCUCAGCUAAACCCCUCAUCAGACCAUGUUCUUCAAACGCCAAUUCAAGGUUGGAUGAUGGCCAUUGUGAUGGCUCUUCUAAGUGGUUUUGCUGGGGUAUACACAGAAGCUAUAAUAAAAAAACGUCCUUCGAGAAACAUCAAUGUGCAGAAUUUCUGGCUGUACAUUUUUGGAAUGCUCUUCAACUUAGUUGCCAUUUGUGUUCAGGACUUUGAUGCUGUCAUGAACAAAGGCUUUUUUCAUGGCUACUCGUUUAUUACACUUCUGAUGAUUCUUAACCAUGCACUCAGUGGCAUUGCUGUAUCAAUGGUGAUGAAGUAUGCUGACAAUAUUGUCAAGGUGUAUUCAACUUCAGUCGCAAUGCUUCUGACAGCAAUCGUAUCUGUCUUCUUGUUCGGCUUCAAUCUGUCCCUUGCAUUCUUCCUUGGGUCUACGGUCGUUUCGAUAUCGGUGUAUCUGCAUUCUGUCGGGAAGCCACAGCAGCAGAAAUGA